AAGCCGGAGGGCGAACAAGAGCAGCCAAAAAUCGAAGCGCCCUUAAAUGACGAAAACCACAUUGACGGCAAGAAGAUCGUCGCGCGUCACAUCCAGGGCACCGUAAAGUGGUUUAACGUUAAGAACGGCUAUGGGUUCAUAAACCGCGCCGACACAGGCGAUGACAUUUUCGUACAUCAGACGGCUGUCACGAAGAACAAUCCCAACAAGUAUUUGAGAUCUUUGGGAGAUGGCGAAAAGGUUGAAUUCGACGUAGUGGAAGGACAGAAGGGACCGGAAGCAGCGAAUGUUACAGGUCCGAAUGGUGGUAAUGUAGAAGGUUCGAAAUAUGCGGCGGACAAGACCGAUGUACGUGGUAGAGGACGACCUUAUCGCCGUCGCUUCUAUUACGGUGGAUAUCGCGGAGGCCGAGGUGGUGCAAGGCGCGCCAACUCGGAAGGUGAUGGAGCUGAUGGCGCUGAGGGAGGCGAAGCCGACGAGGUAGGCAUUUUUAAUGCCUUAUGA
Gongylonema pulchrum is the source of this 504-nucleotide messenger RNA. NCBI's taxonomy places the organism in Eukaryota, Metazoa, Nematoda, Chromadorea, Rhabditida, Gongylonematidae. The record is from the annotation of a GenBank genome assembly.